GCCUGAUCAUCUGCCUUUGAAAGGAGCUGUAUUUCUUUUCCAAUCCUCUUCUCAUACUCUCUUGUGCUAUCGUGAUCACAACUUUCCGGCGUCAUCAUGAAGACGGUGGCUCACAGUAUCCUCGCGCUCGGCAUGGGAAUGUCAGCUAUGGCGCAGAACAUGUCUUAUGGAGCCGAUAAUUUCUAUCGCAGCAACAACGUGACAGUCCAACCGAUCAGCUUCCCAACCCAUUACCAGACGACUGUCGCAGGCAAUAUCUUCUAUCUCAAGGGCCAGAACAACAGCGCUGCACCAGCCGUCGUGGUCGGGCACCCCAUGGGGGCCGUUAAGGAGCAGAGCGCAAACCUCUACGCGACCAAACUGGCUGAACAGGGAUUCAUCACCGUCUCCAUCGAUGUCCCCUUCUGGGGUGCCAGCGAUGGCAAGCCCCGCAACGCAGUCUUGCCAGACCUCUACGCAGAGGCAUUCAGCGCCGCAGUCGAUUACCUCGGCAACCAGAGCCUGACGUCCGUCGACCGCGAGCGGAUAGGAGGACUUGGUAUUUGUGGUAGUGGUUCCUUCGUGAUCAGCGCUGCAAAGCUUGACCCGCGCCUCAAGGCCAUCGCUACAGGAAGCAUGUACGAUAUGGGUACCCUCGCCCGCCAUGGUCUACAAAACUCGCAAAGCGUUGAUCAGGUCAAGGAAACAAUCGCCGAAGCAGCCCAGCAGCGCUGGACCAAGAUCGACGGCGGCGAGACCCAGUAUACCGGUGGCACCCUGGAUCACCUCACGGCGAAUGCCACCCCAGUCGAACGUGAAUUCUAUGAUUACUACCGUACUAAACGUGGCGAGUUUACUCCUGUUGGAUCAACACCAGAGCUCACCACUCACCCCACGCUCUCUACUUUCACCAAGUUUAUCAAUUUCUAUCCAUUCAGUGGCAUCGAGAUAGUCUCGCCACGCCCGAUGCUCUUUAUAUCCGGUGACCAGGCGCACUCCCGUGAGUUUAGCGAAGAUGCUUAUUCGCGUGCUGCUGAGCCGAAGGAGCUUCUCUGGGUACCGGGUGCUGGUCACGUCGACCUAUACGAUCGCACCGAGCUUAUCCCGUUCCAACGACUCACCGAGUUCUUCCAAACGAGUCUUGCCUAAAAAAAAGGUAGCAAGCUAGUGCAAGCAGGCCCUUAUCCGAUUUACUCACUCUCGGAUUUCUUCCGGAGGUACCUUUCGCGGUGGAAUGCUCCAGGGUGUGGAGGCGUAAUGGAACAAUUUGGCAAGGAGGCCGAAAGUCUUACUAGCGGCUCUAUGUAUGUUGUUCUCUAUCGUAAAACUUGGUGUC
Molecule: messenger RNA, 1315 nt
Organism: Talaromyces proteolyticus
Lineage: Eukaryota; Fungi; Ascomycota; Eurotiomycetes; Eurotiales; Trichocomaceae
Product: Alpha/Beta hydrolase protein
Exons: 1
Coding region: 97-1128 (343 amino acids)
Molecular function (GO): hydrolase activity
Source: RefSeq, a predicted model, not a curated record